AUGGCGACCGGUAAGCAGCUUGAGCCAGGCAAAUUGAAUGUCCGAAUCUGUGUAUGCGGUGAUGAGGGCGUCGGCAAGAGCUCCAUCAUCACGUCGCUUGUCAAAGAUGUAUUCGUCACGGCUAAGAUCCAGCCCGUCCUCCCUCAAGUCACGAUCCCGCCCACGCUCGGCACUCCAGACAACGUCACAACGACCAUCGUUGACACCUCCGCGCUACCCCACGAGCGCCAUGCGCUCCGCAAAGAACUUCGAAAGUCGAACGUCAUACUACUGGUGUAUUCGGAUCACUACAGCUAUGAACGGGUUGCGCUGUUCUGGAUGCCAUACUUCCGGUCGCUGGGGGUGAACGUGCCCGUGGUGCUAUGCGCAAACAAGGCGGAUCUGGCGUCGAACGGGACAACGUCGCAAGUCGUAGCAGAUGAGAUGCUACCCGUCAUGACCGAGUUCAAGGAGAUUGACUCGUGCAUCCGAACCAGCGCAAAAGAGCACCACAACAUCAACGAGGUCUUCUUCUUGUGCCAAAAAGCCGUCACUCACCCGAUUGCACCGCUAUAUGAUUCCAAAGAGAACGCUUUGAAGCCCGCUGCGGUUGCAGCUUUGCAGCGCGUGUUCCACCUCUGCGAUAAGGACAAGGAUGGUUAUUGGAACGACCAGGAGAUCCAUGAUUUCCAGAUCAAAUGUUUUGAGAAGCCACUGGGACAGGAUGAUCUAGCGAAUAUCAAACGGUCCAUUGAAAGAUUUGUCCCAGGAUCCACUGGCGAGCAUGGUAUGGAUGAGAAGGGCUUCCUGUUGCUGAACAAGAUUUUCGCUGAGAAGGGCCGCCAUGAGACCAUAUGGAUUAUCCUAAGGAAGUUUCACUACACCGACAGCCUCAGUCUCCAAGACACAUUUCUCCAUCCAAAGUUUGAUGUACCGCAGUAUUCCUCAGCUGAAUUAAGUCCUGCUGGAUACCGCUUCUUCGUUGACCUGUUUCUGAAGUUCGACAGGGACAAUGACGGGGGCUUGAACGAUAAAGAGCUCGCUAAUCUAUUUGCACCUACGCCUGGUGUUCCUGCAUCUUGGGUCGAUUCGGCAUUUCCAUCAUGCACGGUACGGAACGAAGCUGGAUACAUCACGUUACAAGGAUGGUUGGCGCAGUGGAGCAUGACGACGUUCGAAGAACCUAAGACGACACUAGAAUAUCUAGCAUACCUUGGCUUCGAGAGUAGCGAUCGUGGAGGGACGACCAACGCACUAAAAGUGACCAAGGCACGCAAGAGGCGUAACAAGCCCGGACGAGUGGAGCGCACCGUGUUCUUGUGCUAUGUUCUGGGCUCCAGCGGUAGCGGGAAGAGCGCCCUGCUAUCGUCAUUCCUGCAAAGACCCUUUACCAACAUGUACCACCCAACCAUCAAACCACGGUCCGCUGUAAACAGCGUGGAGCUAAAAGGCGGCAAGCAGUGUUAUCUCAUCCUGGAAGAGCUUGGCGAACUGGAGCCAGCCAUUCUCGAGAACCAGGCCAAGCUCGAUGCUUGCGAUCUACUCUGUUACACAUACGACUCUAGUGACCCCGACAGCUUUGCCCACAUUGUGGAACUGCGAAAGAAGUACCCUCACCUCGAUCAUUUGCCAGCAGUCUACACCGCGCUCAAGGCUGAUCAAGACAAGACGAUGCAGCGAUGCGAGCAGCAACCUGACGAAUACACAAGCGCGCUCAACAUGGCUGCUCCACUGCAUGUGAGUGCAACCUGGAGCAGCAUAUCGGAGCUUUUUGUUCACCUGGCUGAAUGUGCAACGCAUCCCUCGACGGCCUUUCCGAAGCAGGAGGAAGAGCCUUACGAUAACUUAAACCUGUAUCUUGCGCUGGGCGCUGUGACAUGCGCCGUUGCAUCUGCCGUGUUCAUCUGGAAACGCAAUGGAGCGUCUUCCUAG
Molecule: messenger RNA, 1911 nt
Organism: Didymosphaeria variabile
Lineage: Eukaryota; Fungi; Ascomycota; Dothideomycetes; Pleosporales; Didymosphaeriaceae
Gene: GEM1
Product: ERMES complex Ca(2+)-binding regulatory GTPase gem1
Exons: 3
Coding region: 1-1911 (636 amino acids)
Biological process (GO): small GTPase-mediated signal transduction; mitochondrion organization; regulation of mitochondrion organization
Cellular component (GO): mitochondrial outer membrane
Molecular function (GO): GTPase activity; GTP binding; calcium ion binding
Source: RefSeq, a predicted model, not a curated record